CUGUGGGUCUUGAUGGUGGCGGCGCCGCGGUCGUCGCUCACCGCGCGGGUCAUGGGUCCCAUCGCGCCGGUGAUUGCGCUCUCGCUCGCGCACCUCGCCAUCGUCCUGCUGGCAGCGUCGGCGCCUGGAGGCACGGAGCCGGUCAAGAUAUUCGCGGACGUCUUCGACCCGGCGCAGAAUCAGCUGGACGGGAUGGUGCGCCUCUUCGAGGUGCGUGACUUCGUGGCCGAGGAGUGGCCGCACGUUCUCAUCUGGGACCUCUUCGUCGGCCGCGCCAUCUGGCUGGACAGCCUGGAGCGGGACGUUGGCUUCACGUGGGCCGCGCUCCUCCUCACCAACGGCAUCGGACCGCCGGGGCUGCUGCUCUACGUGACCAUCUGCCUCCUCUCUGGCCGUGGGGUACCAUCGAUGGGGUACCGUCCGCGAGACCGGGCCGAGUACUAA
Emiliania huxleyi CCMP1516 is the source of this 444-nucleotide messenger RNA. RefSeq lists its product as hypothetical. The transcript has a single exon. The record is from RefSeq and is a predicted model, not a curated record. Lineage: Eukaryota; Haptophyta; Isochrysidales; Noelaerhabdaceae. The annotation marks the transcript as partial.